UUGACUCAAUUUGACUACUGGUAUUGUAGAGGAACUUAUCAUGCCGUUCCGACACUACAAUGGGGAGGCACCAAUUGCACCCUGCCUUCCCGCAUCUCGAGGCUCAAGCGCGUUUGCUCAUGAUGGUUAGUCCCCCACUCUACGUUUUACCGACAGAGAGAGAAGCACACGGAAGGUCUUCGCAGCCUCCGCGUAUUACAUUCCAACUGAAAAGUACAUCCUGAAAAACAUGGUUUGGCACUCUUCCAUGAGUGCCGUGGUGGCUGUGGCCCUUGGUCUAUUUGCCCAGGCUCAGGCCUUUGAGGUCACCCUCGUGAACUCCUGCUCCGAAUCCAUCGACGUGUUCGACUCCAAGACUACGGAGAAGCUCCAACCUGGCGGCUCCAGCACGCGCACGGUCUCCCCUGGCGGUGCCUACGUGUACCGCAAGGGCACGGGCGGCCAGGCAACGCUGGCUGAGUUUUCGGCUGACAACAAUGCUGCUUGGUACGACAUCAGUAUUAUCCCAACGGGUGAGAAGCAGGGCCCCGGCAACUGUGGUAGUCUGGAGGAAUGCAUGGAUGUCACGGGUGGUGUCGGCUUCAACGUCGCCAUGAACAUCGAGCCAAGCCAGCCGGACGGCAGUCGCUGUGUGUCACUCACGUGCAUGGAGAAUGGUUGCAAUGACGCCUACCAGUACCCGGCGGACGACACUAAGACGCACUCCUGCCCCAGCUCGGUUGACUUCACCGUGACGUUCUGCCCAGGUGGGUCCUCGGGUGCGACGCAGACGGUUGACCAGACCGUCAACCAGGUUGGAAACGAGGCCCAGAACACUGUGCAGCAGUACACUGCACCGACACCCACGACGGCCACGCCCACCCAAGCUCCGACAGAAGCACCGACGCAGCCCCCUACGGAGGCUCCUACUCAGCCACCGACCGAGGCCCCUACUCAACCGCCCACCGAAGCUCUUACUCAACCACCGACCGAAGCUCCUACGCCUCCUCCUACUGAAGCUCCAACGCUUCCUCCCACUGAAGCGCCCACGCUUCCUCCAACCGAAACACCCACAAUGCCUCCCACUAAGGCGCCGUCGGCUUCGAGUGUUUCUGCUACGGAUGAUGACGAUGCCGGUGCCAGCCAGUGGAACGACUUUGUUGGCCAGGUCGGUGCUCACAACGAGACCUCCGGCUCCAGUGGCGUGGAUGUGGGCGACAAGUCCGGCAGUGAUGUUGACAAUGAGCCAGGCAGUAAGCCCACCACGCAGGUUAGCGUCACCCCCGCGCCUGCUUCGUACGAGAAGGGAGGUGUACAGACCACUCCUUCGUCGGUCAUGCAGACGAGCAAUGACAAUGGAGCAGUCCAGCAGGCCAACACGCAAUCCUCUGAGGGCAGCUCUGGAAGCACUGCCUAUGUUGUUGUGUGCAUCGGUGCAGCUGUGGGUAUGAUCGCCGUGGCCGCCAUCGUGGUGAUCCGGAAGAAGAAGCAGGCGUUCGACGAGAUGGACAACAAGACGCCCGUCCUCAACACCAUGCGCGAUGGCCCCACAGACCACUCGGUCCUUAUGACCGCGACCAACCACAACACCACCGUCUUGUAAGAGCAUCGGUAUACUUGUGAAAUAGUGUCGGAUGUCUAGGAGGUAGAAUUCCCCGACGUUUUUGAUUUCUAUAACGAGGUAACGAGGAAGAGUUGUGUGAGUUUCUAUCACAAUGCCUUUGUUCAAUUG
This is a messenger RNA of Phytophthora nicotianae INRA-310, 1711 nucleotides long. RefSeq lists its product as hypothetical. The transcript has a single exon. Bases 230 to 1582 code for a protein of 450 amino acids. Lineage: Eukaryota; Oomycota; Peronosporomycetes; Peronosporales; Peronosporaceae. The record is from RefSeq and is a predicted model, not a curated record.